Phacochoerus africanus (Common warthog) is the source of this 964-nucleotide messenger RNA. RefSeq names its product ferredoxin 2 (gene FDX2). Gene Ontology annotation, molecular function: 2 iron, 2 sulfur cluster binding. The transcript is spliced from 6 exons. Gene Ontology annotation, biological process: P450-containing electron transport chain; positive regulation of oxidoreductase activity. Gene Ontology annotation, cellular component: mitochondrion. Bases 112 to 690 code for a protein of 192 amino acids. Lineage: Eukaryota; Metazoa; Chordata; Mammalia; Artiodactyla; Suidae. The record is from RefSeq and is a predicted model, not a curated record.
CGCCGCCGCACAUACGCACACACAUAACUAGGCUGACGUUUAUAUUAGGGUGAUUACGGGCCCUUGGCGCCGGCGUCUGCCACAGCGCAUGCCUAGUACCUGGGUCACCUGAUGCCUGUCAUGGCCGCCUCCGUGGCCUGGGGAGGCGUGAAUGCUGGGUUCCUGCUGCGGGCGGCCAGGGGUGCCUGGUGGAGUCGGCCCGGGGGCAUCUUGGGGUCUGGGGAGGCGGCAGCACCAGCGAUAGCUAGGAAGUUCCGGGCGACAGGCUCACGCCCGGCGGGGGAGGAAGAAGCCGGCGGCCCGGAGCGGCCUGGGGACGUGGUGAACGUGGUGUUCGUAGACCGAUCAGGCCAGCGGAUUCCGGUACCCAGCCUGGCCCUCAGCCUGCUGCGGAGUCUGGGGAGACGGGACACCCAGGACAUGCCUUUGCAAAACCCACAAGCAGGGGCCUGUGAAGCCUCCUUGGCGUGCUCUACCUGCCAUGUGUACGUGAGUGAGGACCACCUGGACCUUCUGCCUCCUCCUGAGGAGAGGGAAGACGACAUGCUGGACAUGGCCCCCCUCCUCCAAGAGAACUCCCGGCUGGGCUGCCAGAUCGUGCUGACACCAGAGCUGGAAGGGGCCGAAUUCACUCUGCCCAAGAUCACCAGGAACUUCUACGUGGACGGCCACAUCCCCAAGCCCCACUGACACACGGGCAGCUGGACCGUUCCCAGACACUCAUGGCCCCAGGGCCAGGACUGGAGGAAUAGUCGAGUUGCCCGCCCAGCCCAGAGCACGGACAGGCCCGAGAGAGGUGGCGGAAGCACCCAGAAAGCCAAAACCCCUACUUCAGAGAGAUCCGGUGUCCAGGCUCUGGUGGGGACGGGGCCCCUGCUGGGGCAACCUCCCCUAGACCCCUUGAGGAUGGAGGUGUGGAUAGGGGUGGAAUCCAAUUGGAGAGACAAUAAAACUGUCUCACAGA